CUCCUGUGCACUGUGUCCCGCGCCAAGCGCAUCAUCGCCUCGCUGUGGCUCUUCACCUCUCUCUAUUGCCUCAUGUGGUUCUUCCUGGUGGACACGACCCAGGUCACCUUCUCGGAUGGGACACAAGUCAGCUGUGGUUACCGAGUCUCCAGGAGCCUUUAUAUGCCCAUUUACUUCUUGGAUUUUGCUGUCUUCUACAUCAUCCCCUUGGGGCUGGCAACUGUCCUCUACGGCCUCGUAGCCCGCAUCCUCUUCAUGAGCCCCCUGCCCACUACCCUGCAGCACUCCUGCCCGGGCUCCAUGCACCAGGGCAGCUCCCUCAAGCUCUCUUGCCGGGGCAGCAGGGGGGCCCUGAGCUCCCGCAAGCAGGUAACCAAGAUGCUGGCUGUCGUAGUGGUCCUCUUUGCCCUUCUGUGGAUGCCUUAUCGCACACUGGUUGUGGUGAACUCCUUCAUGGACCCUCCAUACCUGAACAUCUGGUUCCUUCUCUUCUGCCGCAUGUGCAUCUACCUGAACAGUGCCAUUAACCCCAUCAUCUACAACCUCAUGUCACAGAAGUUCAGGGCUGCCUUUCGGAAGUUAUGCAAGUGUGAAGCAAAGAGUGCUGAGAACCCCAUGCCAUACACCGCCCCGGUGUACUACAGCGUUAUGAAGGGCCAUUCCCAUGACAGCUCCGAUCACAACACCGAACAAGAAGAUCUGAACAUUCUUCCUGCACCUGUGAAGAGCAAGCCUGCCAAAUAA
Molecule: messenger RNA, 744 nt
Organism: Nestor notabilis (Kea)
Lineage: Eukaryota; Metazoa; Chordata; Aves; Psittaciformes; Psittacidae
Product: thyrotropin-releasing hormone receptor-like
Exons: 2
Biological process (GO): phospholipase C-activating G protein-coupled receptor signaling pathway
Cellular component (GO): membrane
Molecular function (GO): thyrotropin-releasing hormone receptor activity
Source: RefSeq, a predicted model, not a curated record